This is a messenger RNA of Aureobasidium musti, 2340 nucleotides long. NCBI's taxonomy places the organism in Eukaryota, Fungi, Ascomycota, Dothideomycetes, Dothideales, Saccotheciaceae. The record is from the annotation of a GenBank genome assembly.
AACCUCAUUGCGAACAUGGCUCAAGUCAUGGCUCAGCGCCAGGCGCUAGUCACCAAGCCCAAGUCGACUCAGAAACAGAGUACUGAAACGGUUCAAGUCAUGCUUUAUACCUCGGUCAUCGCAUGCAGAGGAAUCUUCCCUCCUCUGGCAUUUGACGAAGUCGAGUUCGCCGAUGACGAUGAGCUCUACACCUUCGAAGGCUUGAUGAACGACAAACACCCUUCUCGAGCGCAGCCACCUUCGCCGUCUGGCACUUCGACUAGAUCAGCGGAGAUUAGAUCAACGAAAGGUGCCUUGCUUAAGAGAGGUCGAAGCAUCCGUGCAGACCAGUUCCUCGAUUCUCUUGUAGGCUGUGUGACUCGAAUUGCUGCUUUGUUUGACGCUGACGGAAUCCCCCUCAUCAGNAAUACAGCAUUUGAAGCAUUGCACCGAGGGACUUUGCAUGCGUUACGCAUCCCGUUCAUGGGCGACCCUGAUGUCAACUCAGAUUCUCUCGAACUAUGGUCGUUCCGUGUCAUCUACAAGCAAUCUGCAGAUGGUGAACGUGAAGUUCAGGGCCUCGAAGCCGACCUCGGUGGCGAAGAAACCUUUGAGUCAAGCCUUUGCGUUAUCAACUUGCUGGACAGAGUGUUUGAUCAAUGCAAAAACUCCCACAACUACCUGGUGAGAUUCAUUCUGACCUCACAUUUAUCCAAUGGCUCGCUAAUCCAACUUNNUCAAGAUGACCGCUAUAUUCAACCCAGUAUCUUGUAUACGAACGAUGGUUGGGAGCCAAGAGGCUUCGUGGAAACUCAAUCUCGGCCAUCCGUUCAAGGCUUUGCAGGCUGGAAACCCUAUGAGGAAGACGUAGGCGUCAUCGGUGGACUUUAUCACGAGCCUAGUGAGAAUCGACGGCUUUCUGCCAGGACGUCAACACUUUCGGGGGGCAAUUCUCCUAUCCGAACAAAGACUGUCUCACUCACUUUGCGUAGAGGAACCUCUGCCGCUUCAGCCAUACCGCAAAUUCCACAGCGUCCGAGUCAACCUGACAAAGGCAGAGUGUCCUCUGGAGGCCCUCCCGCUCUUAUGGAAGCCACGAGCAACCUCUUUCUUGAUGCAGCUGUAUCCUCGAAAACGGACACAUCGCAGAGUCGGGCUACAAGACCUAUCACCACAGAGCAACGACUACAAUCUGAUGUCUCCAGUGCAUCACAAUACGAUGACGAUAUACAACAAAGAAGCGCACUGGAAAACAUGGUAAGUUUAUGGUCGUUCAGAGUUUGUUACCAAACUUAUAAAUUGUUCAGNUUAUUGUCUAGCUCGAACCGCGAAGACGACUUUGCAACUCAAGUUCGGACAAAUGCGAGUCAGAUAUUAAACGACGAGAGUACUCGUAGUCCGGAGUUGGCUGAGCACAUGAAAACAUAUGACUUUCUCUCAAGCGAAACAGCACAUCGUCUUUGGAUUCUGAAAUGUGAACUCCAGAGGAGCCCUGGAAUUGCGCUUACGAACGAAUCUGUCGUGAGCUGCCGAUGCCAACUUCAUGACUCCAUGGAAGAAAUGCAUGCUAUCUGCCAAGGCUAUCUAGGUGAUAACCGCCAACCACCACGACAUAUCUGUCACCUUUGUUUGUUUGCUCGUAAGGUCGAGAAAGCCACUCUUUUAAGGCUGUAUGAGCUAGCUUUGGAGCGAAGAGUGAUGGACCUGCUCCUCUCUGGAGGAGUCGACAAUGCAGUGGAGUUGAGUAGGAAGCUCGGUAUGCACAAAAGACCUCUCCCUUAUAGAGCGCUAAUAAGGAUCCCUCCAACAGAUGUGCAAUUCGACAAGGUUGCAGAACUGGUCACUUCUCUGGUUUCACAAAAGUUCGUUGUGGAGCAGAGCGGACGUUCCACAAGAAAUUCACAAGGCAAGAUAACAUUUCCGAAGUCGGUCGGCACAUCAGAGUAUAUCGAUUCUCUUGCGAAGCUCUUUGAUCCAUACCAAGUUGUGGGACAUCACUUUUCCGCUGCAGUGUCAGACGACUCGGCUGCAGAUGUAGCACAGACACUGCGAGCAAGAUAUACAGUUCUCGCUCAACUCCCGAGCAGUCUGUCGCCAGAACAUAAGAGAGCUAUGACUGCAAACGCGAGCAAGAAAAGAUCCGAAAGUGUCACAGCCACUACAAAGAAAAGAUCGAGGACCAGUCAGCCAGAGGCAGUCGUGAUGAGCGAGCAAGCAACUCCAAUUCGCCAGACAUCUAGAAUGAGGACUCCCACACCGAAUAUGAAGGAGGCUAGAUUUGGCUUCUUCAUCAACGGACAGGACCUUCCAUCCAGAGAGCAUCCAGAGAUCAAGUCGAAGCGAUUCAAGGGCGACUCGUAA